AUGGCCCGUAGGUCUCGCUCUCGAUCCCGCUCUCCUAUAAAGAAGGAUCUUGAUCGCAACAGUUCGUCACCUUCUGGUACUUGUAACAACAAUGCUGUUGGAGCGGAAGCUAAAAUGAAAACGAAUCCAUACACAAGGCUGCCAUAUAGCAAAAAGUACUGGCAAAUCUGGGAAAAACGUCGACAGCUUCCGGUUUGGGAGUACAAAGAGAAGUUCAUGGAAAUCCUGCACAAUAACCAAUGCAUGACUUUAGUAGGAGAGACAGGCAUGACUUUAGUAGGAGAGACAGGUUCUGGGAAAACAACGCAGAUCCCACAAUGGUGUGUUGAAUACGUCAGACAAAGAGCCGUCCCUGGCCAAAGGCGACUUGUAGCUUGUACGCAACCAAGAAGGGUAGCAGCUAUGUCGGUAGCAGCUCGAGUAGCAGAUGAAAUGGACGUUCAGUUGGGACAGGAAGUCGGAUAUUCUAUUCGUUUCGAAGACUGCGUCAGUGCGCAAACUAUUCUGAAAUAUUGUACCGAUGGUAUGUUCCUUCAGACGUUUAAGUUAGUUCACCUACGAGUUGACUUAAACUUUUUAUAAUC
Molecule: messenger RNA, 584 nt
Organism: Strongylus vulgaris
Lineage: Eukaryota; Metazoa; Nematoda; Chromadorea; Rhabditida; Strongylidae
Source: the annotation of a GenBank genome assembly